AGACCACAUAUUUUCCUCGGUGGUUGGUGAAAAGCGGGCUACUGCAGCAGCUCCAUCAUGGCCUGCCCUUUCGCAAAGCAUGCCUCCAGUGAGCAGUUCCAGCGACAGCCUUCAAUAGCUGAGGCGCACAACUGGAACCUGGACGAGGAUCUGAGCGAGAUCCCGGGGGAUGCGUUGACACUGACGCACCUGAACGCAGCGAUACAGCUGCUGACAGCACCGUCGAUCGAGAACGUACACGAAGCGUUGAUGUCGUUGAUCGCCAAGUACAGCAACAGGUGGCCGGGCCUGUCAAAAUUGAAGACCGAGCGGUCGGAGUUGUCCAUUUAUCCACACUACGACUACCUCGCCGACAUCCAGGACAAUCUGACUCAGAUCGAUGAAUCGGCCGUGUCGGAGAUUCUGGUGCACCUGGGCGAGGAGCUGAUCCAGACGGCGUGCGUGGGCGUGAUCGAACGGGCGUUCAAGUGUCUCGGCUCGGAUCUGCAGGAGUUCCUCGGCUCGCUGGACGGUGUGUACGACGUAUUGAAGCUGCAGGAAGAGGAGAUCUCUGACACCGGAUUUGUCUGCGCGGGCGAAGGUGAGCUGAUCUUCACAUCUGAGCGUCCAGUGUUGGCUUGGUUACUGCUAGGGUGUCUUCGAGCCCUCAGCAGACUGUUGUUCAACUGCGAACCGGAGAUUGAGUUGGAACCGUUGGCGGGAGAUACGCCUCGCUAUCGCUAUCUACUGCGGGUAGACGAACCGACACCUAUUCCAGGAGACGCUGUCUCAGUUGACGCCGUUUCAGGAGAUGCUCGAGACCUGAAGGUGAGCAAUCGGUUCUUUUGCGAUGCAUUCCCUUGGCACUUCAUCAUGGAUGAGCAGUUGCGGUUGGUUCAGCUCGGGUCGGCGUUCAGUCGGCUGUUCAAGGGACACGUCGGAAGUGGGACUGGUACCGGAGUUGGCCUCACUGCCAGCACUUUGUUUCGCUUCAAACGACCACGUGGCCUCCCGUUGCACUUCCGCGAGAUCGUGCGACGCACCAACACACCGUUCAUGAUCUCGCUACGGGCUCCACCUGGUCGGCCCGACUUCUUUGCCAAAGGUCUUGAGAUCAAGGGCCAGAUGGUGUUCUGUCCGGAGUCGAACGCGCUCCUCUUUGUUGGCUCACCAUUUCUCGACGGACUCGAGGGACUCACCUGCAAUGGGUUGUUCAUCUCCGACAUUCCGCUGCACGAUGCGACACGUGAAGUCAUCCUUGUUGGUGAGCAAGCUCGUGCCCAGGAUGGGUUACGACGCCGCAUGGAUAAGCUGAAAAGCUCGAUCGAGGAGGCAAACUCGGCCGUCAUCAAGGAGCGAAAGAAGAACGUCAGCCUGCUGCAGUUGAUCUUCCCGGCCGAGAUUGCGGAGCGGCUCUGGCUUGGAGCUCAAAUCGACGCUAAGACGUACCCGGCCGUGACGAUGUUGUUCAGUGACAUCGUCGGUUUCACCAGUAUCUGCUCGCGUGCAACUCCCUUUAUGGUGAUCAACAUGCUGGAAAACUUGUACAAGCACUUUGACGAGUUGUGCGGCUUUUUCGACGUCUACAAGGUGGAGACCAUUGGAGAUGCGUACUGCGUCGCGAGUGGACUCCACCGAGCCAGCAUCUACGAUGCACAUAAGGUCGCCUGGAUGGCUUUGCGCAUGAUUGAAACUUGCACGCUCUACAACACGCACGAUGGCCAGCACAUUAAGAUGCGCAUUGGUCUUCACACCGGAACCGUGCUGGCAGGUGUUGUGGGCCGCAAGAUGCCCCGGUACUGCCUGUUCGGGCACAACGUGACUAUCGCGAACAAGUUUGAGUCCGGCAGCGAGGCGUGCAAGAUCAACAUCAGCCCGACGACGCGGGAUUGGCUGGUGAAACACCCGGGAUAUGGCUUCCAGAUGGACGCACGUGACGCCUCCUGCAUGCCAAAGGAGUUCACUGACUCGAAGGGCCUGACGUGUUACUUCCUCGAAGGGUACAAACACCCGACGCUUGGAAACGAACGGCCACUCCAGGAGCACAUCGAGGAGGCGAUGCGUCAGACGUUGCAGGAGGCGGCCGAGACACUCGAGGUCGGUCAGUAGAAUACCCUCGGUGAAGGUGUUCUCGAUGGAUGAUGUAGGCUUCACGUCGGAAAAGCGAUGACGACGGCUUUUCUGAGCGUGGGGCGUCAUGUAUUGAUGUUUAGUAGAUGUUUAACCGUUUCGGCUGUCUAAACAUGAACUAUUAUGUACCGUUUCUAACCACACUCUCUAGACCAAUGCCAACAAACCAAGAAACCAAAAUGGUAACAGCUAAUAAAGCGAAUAAAUCGU
Messenger RNA from Anopheles nili, 2319 nucleotides. It is a transcript of the gene Gycalpha99B, whose product is annotated as head-specific guanylate cyclase. The coding region runs from base 58 to 2088 and encodes 676 amino acids. Gene Ontology annotation, biological process: cGMP biosynthetic process; response to oxygen levels. The transcript is spliced from 6 exons. The record is from RefSeq and is a predicted model, not a curated record. Lineage: Eukaryota; Metazoa; Arthropoda; Insecta; Diptera; Culicidae. Gene Ontology annotation, cellular component: guanylate cyclase complex, soluble. Gene Ontology annotation, molecular function: heme binding; guanylate cyclase activity.